This is a messenger RNA of Magnolia sinica, 627 nucleotides long. Its product is annotated as GPI-anchored protein LLG1-like. The transcript has 3 exons. The record is from RefSeq and is a predicted model, not a curated record. Lineage: Eukaryota; Viridiplantae; Streptophyta; Magnoliopsida; Magnoliales; Magnoliaceae. The coding region runs from base 66 to 572 and encodes 168 amino acids.
GCUUCCUCCACUCCAAGCCCUCUCUCUCUCCAAGCCCUCUCUCUCUCUCUCUCUCUCUCGAGAAAAUGACAUUAUAUCGCUAUUUUCUCGUGAUUUUCUUCUUCUUAUUCAUUUGGAUGGGAUUAGCUUAUUCCACCACCUUCAUGUCAGAUGUCCUCUUCGAUUCUGUCGGGUCGACCCGUCGGAGCCUCCUUCAGGUCAAAACGCCUUGCCCGAUAGACUUCGAGCACAUGAAUUACACGGUGAUUACGAGCCAAUGCAAAGCACCCGAUUACGUGCCCGAGCUCUGCUGCAAAGCAUUCAAGACCUUCGCAUGUCCGUACGCCGACGAGCUGAGCGACGUAAGAAAUGAAUGUGCCACGAACAUGUUCUCCUACAUCAACCUUCAUGGAAACAACAACUUGUCAGGCGUUUUCUCCAGCUACUGUCGUGAAGGGAAGGACGGCAUCUCGUGCCCUGCAACACCUCCUCAAUCGGAAAAUACCAAUUCCAAUGGCUUUGAGAUGGAUGAGGGCCUCUCGCUGCUCCUUACGCUUGUAGCUGGGCUUGCAUUCUUGUUGCAGAUUUUCUGAAUAGUAGUGGAUUUGAUGAUUGAUAUUUAAGAAAGAAAAAUUCGGUUGGGUGUGA